AUGGUUGAUUUAGUUGGAAGGAAUGAAAACCUGCUUAGAUGCUCUCAGUGUAAAAUUGCCCGAUACUGUGGUAAACACUGUCAGAAAGAAGACUGGCAGGACCACAAACGGGAAUGCAGGUGUCUUAAGAGCAUUGAGCCCAAUAUUCCUCCUGACUCUGUGAGACUUGUUGGAAGGAUUGUUUUUAAACUACUUAGAGAAUCAGCAUGUCCUUCUGAGAAGCUCUACACUUUGGCUGAUCUUCAGUCAAAUAUUGAAAAGCUAAGUGAAGAAAUGAAAGAGGGCCUUGGGCACCUUGCGCAAACAUUACAGCUUUAUUUGAAAGCAGAGGUCCAGGAUGCUUCUCAGCUGUCACCUGCAAUAGACAUUUUUCAGAUCUUCGCAAAAGUGACAUGUAACUGUUUCACCAUCAGUAAUGGAGAGAUGCAGGAUGUUGGUGUUGGCCUGUAUCCCAGCAUGUCUCUGCUGAACCACAGCUGUGACCCAAACUGUGUGAUUGUUUUUGAGGGAUACCAGCUUCUACUUCGUUCAGUCCGGGAGAUCCAGAUUGGUGAAGAGCUCACCAUUAGCUAUAUUGAGUCGCUGAUGCCCAGCAAUGAACGCCAGAAACAACUGAAGCGCCAAUAUUGCUUUGAAUGUGACUGUCUUCAAUGCCAAACACAGAACAAGGAUGCUGACAUGUUGGCAGGUGAGGAGCAAGCAUGGAAAGAAUGCAGAGAUGCUGUAACCAAAGUGAAAAACCUCAAAUCACCAGAAGAGUGGGAGCAAGUUCUGGUGACAUGCCAGACUCUUCUAAAUAACAAUGCUGAUUGUCUCCCAGACAAAAACAUCUAUCAGCUAAAACUGCUUGACUGUGCCAUGGAUGCCUGUAUUAAUCUUGGACUUUGGGAGCAAGCUUUGCAUUAUGGCAACAGGACACUGGAACCAUACAGAUUCUAUUAUCCUGGCUUUCAUCCUUUGAGGGCUGUCCAGAUGAUGAGAGUGGCCAAAUUGCAGUGUAGUCAAGACAUGUUUUGUCAAGCUCUGGAAACCUUGAAGCAGGCUUAUAACAUUAUGAAAGUAACACAUGGAACGGACCACAGCCUGGUACAAACCCUGAUGGAACUUAAGGAACAAUGCGAGGCUGGCAGGAGAGCACAGUGAGGAAAUCCCACAAGCUGGGAGACUGGCAUUCAGAGGAAAAGGAAAGGAAAUGUUUUCUUUCCGUGACACUGAAUGGCAAAAUCUCUCUACAGGCCUGAGCCAAAGUCUUUUGAUUUUAUUGGAAAGAUUCCCAUUGAUUUUUUCUAGGCCUUUGAUCAGGCCUUAUUUGCUUUGCUAAAAUGUUGAAUGUGCAUUAGCUUAGCUGCUUUCCUAUAUAAUUUUCCUUACUGAAUUCAUACUGAGGGGGAAUACAUGCCAUUUUCAAGGAGAGCUGGCUGUCUACAAAGCAAUGUGUUAGUAUACAUGUCUUAGUAUUUGAUGGGGGUAAUAAAAGCAUAUAUUUCUAUGGAA
Gavialis gangeticus (Gharial) is the source of this 1494-nucleotide messenger RNA. RefSeq names its product SET and MYND domain containing 3 (gene SMYD3). Gene Ontology annotation, molecular function: protein binding; histone methyltransferase activity. Lineage: Eukaryota; Metazoa; Chordata; Crocodylia; Gavialidae. Gene Ontology annotation, cellular component: nucleus. The coding region runs from base 1 to 1143 and encodes 380 amino acids. The record is from RefSeq and is a predicted model, not a curated record. The transcript has 12 exons.